This is a messenger RNA of Globicephala melas (long-finned pilot whale), 1265 nucleotides long. RefSeq names its product mRNA turnover protein 4 homolog. NCBI's taxonomy places the organism in Eukaryota, Metazoa, Chordata, Mammalia, Artiodactyla, Delphinidae. Gene Ontology annotation, cellular component: nucleolus; preribosome, large subunit precursor. Gene Ontology annotation, biological process: ribosomal large subunit biogenesis; nuclear-transcribed mRNA catabolic process; ribosomal large subunit assembly. The record is from RefSeq and is a predicted model, not a curated record. Gene Ontology annotation, molecular function: RNA binding.
CAGCACCGUCUUCCGCCGCACGUGGCUGCAGCGCGAUGCCCAAAUCCAAGCGCGACAAGAAAGUCUCCCUCACCAAAACCGCCAAGAAAGGCUUAGAACUGAAACAGAACUUGAUAGAAGAGCUUCGGAAAUGUGUGGACACAUACAAGUACCUCUUCGUCUUCUCCGUGGCCAACAUGAGGAACAGCAAGCUGAAGGAUGUCCGCAGUGCCUGGAAGCACAGCCGGAUGUUCUUUGGCAAAAACAAAGUGAUGAUGGUGGCCCUGGGUCGAAGCCCAUCUGACGAGUACAAAGACAAUCUGCAUCAGGUCAGCAAGAAGUUGAGGGGUGAAGUUGGUCUCCUUUUCACCAAUCGCACUAAGGAGGAAGUGAACGAGGGGUUCACGAAAUACACGGAGAUGGACUACGCCCGAGCUGGGAACAAAGCCACUUUCACCGUGAGCCUGGAUCCGGGGCCCCUGGAGCAGUUCCCGCACUCCAUGGAGCCACAGCUGAGGCAGCUGGGCCUGCCCACGGCCCUCAAGAAAGGUGUGGUGACCCUGCUGUCCGACUACGAGGUGUGCAAGGAGGGUGAUGUGCUGACCCCGGAGCAGGCCCGUGUCCUGUAUGAAAUGGCUGAAUUCAAGGUGACCAUCAAGUACGUGUGGGACGCGGAGUCCGGAAGGUUCCAGCAGAUGGGAGAUGACUUGCCAGAGAGCGCGCCCGAGUCGGAAGUAGAAUCAGAGGAAGACGACGACAGCUGACGUGCACUUGGGACGGGACCUCCGGGCCUGCUCCAGCCUUGUCUGGACUGGACGGCGUGAGACUGCUGCAGCCCUCUCGGGGGAGCUGCCGUGUGUUUUGCUGUGGAUGCACACAAGGGAGGGUGACAGGGACAGGCUAUCCUAUAAAUAAUGAAACUUUGGCAGCAGGGUGUCUCCUCCAAAAGGGACUUUUCUAGGAAAAAACCCUUGGGUUUGGGCUUUGGUUUGGACCCCCAGGAUUCUUAGUUCACCUCAAGCCAGUUUCCAGCACUGGCUCCUGUGUGACCACUGGCCGGGCGGCCCUGGGAGCACAAGAGGAACCGCCUUCUCCUUUCCUCUGGCCCUCGGCGCCCCUGGCUUGAAACUGGGAUUUGUUUGAGGAAAACAGGCACCCUGCCUGCCGCCCUCCUACCCCUACUCUCUAUUCUCUUUCCCACCCGCAACCCCCAAAACCAGGGCCGAGAAACUUGUGGAUGACCAGGAGACAGGACGUGUUGGCUAAAGCAAAAAUAAAGCCACUGC